Messenger RNA from Drosophila serrata, 1012 nucleotides. RefSeq names its product lethal (2) 41Ab (gene l(2)41Ab). Gene Ontology annotation, biological process: axoneme assembly. NCBI's taxonomy places the organism in Eukaryota, Metazoa, Arthropoda, Insecta, Diptera, Drosophilidae. The record is from RefSeq and is a predicted model, not a curated record. Gene Ontology annotation, cellular component: cytoplasm.
AUUAUUAAGCAAAAGUCUCUUAAAAUUGAUAAAGAACUGGAAAUAUCAGAAAGCAAAACAAAGGACUUACAAUUAAAUAUUCAGAAAUUUACUUCAAAAUUGGAAUUACUAAAUGAUAAAAUUUAUAAAAAAAGGAUACACCAUGACUUUGAAGAGACUGAAUUUGAGCAUGAACAGACAGAGUACAGUGAACUACUCAAGGAUUUUGAGCUUGGGAUUUUGAAAUUGGAAGGAGCAAUCACGGAACUUAUGAAUGAAAUUGAUCUUAACAAAGAUUUAGUUAUAGAUAAUCAUAGAGAAACAUUAUCGUGGGAAACAAAAUAUAAAUUACUUGAAGAAACCAUUCAAUGGUCAAAGUCAGAGCGAUCUUUAGACGGUGAAAUCGGUGUUAUGAAAACUGAAAUUCAUCGUAUGAAUAUUAGAUAUGGUCAACUUAAACGUGCCCAAGAAAGACUUGUUCAAGAUCUGGAACAUUGUGUUAUGCACCGGGAACAAAUUUUUGUUAAUGCAACAACUAAAGAACGUGUUAAAAUCAAAACUAAAAAAUUAAAAAACGCAUCUCAAACUCAAGUACGUUUAGACGAAGUUCACAAUAGAGCAAAGUUAAUUCGGAAUGAAAUAAUUUAUUUAUCAGAAAAACGCUUAUUAGACGAUGUUAAUAAAAUUGAACGCAUGAUUUACAUGUUGCGCAGAAUUCAAUCUGACCUUAAUGAUAUAAUUAAAGAAGAUGCUUACAUAGAAGAGCGCAUAGAAGAAUGCAUUUUGGCUAAGCAUGCUAACUUGGAACAAAUUAUAAGAAAACAAACACGAGCAAAGGCGUAUCGGAAGCUUAAUAUUUUAAAAUCUCCGCAGAAAACAGCUCGAUCAGAAAUGACAGUCAAACAACAUUCACAAAGGCAAAGCGAAUUAAAUGACACCCUUAUGGAAGUCGUGCACACACUUAUAGUAGACUACCCAAGUAGGAAAUCUUUUUUUUCAAAAGUAUUUCAUGUUCUUAAAGAAUAAUAUUAAA